AUGGCAAAACCUUACUUGGGCGGCUGGCGACACAAAAUCACUGGGGUGAUUUAUUUGAAUGCAGCAUGUCAAACGGGUCCACCGAGCAAAAGCAAUCUCGGGAAUCUCCGUAGUCGUAGUGCACAGUGUAUUGACACUAGAGAUGCUACCGACCAGUCAAACACAGACGUGUCAACGCAGAUGUGGAGGCCGGAUUGUAACAUACCCUGCGAGAACGAUAGAUACAUGAUAGCGGGACGAUACGAAUGUCACGAAGAGAUGCUGAAUAGAAUCGAUUACGAUGGAAAAGCUAGGAUCAUACAGAGAUGUUAUCGAGGCUGGAAAAUGCUGAAGAACAUAAAAGAAUGUACCGAGGAAUAUCGAAGGAUCGUGGGUGACUGCAAGAAAUUCGAGGAGGAAAGGGAUGACCUUUACAGAAAAAGACAUCAGAUUGAAAUUCUUCGUCAACUGUAUCCGAAAAAUCGUUCCGACUUUGAUAAAAUCUACAGUCUUAUCGAGAGUUGGAAAAAUUCACAGUUGAACUUCAUAAAAAGAAACUAUUUCGAAGCCUCUGGGAAAGCUCAGCACUCUCAAGUGCUGGAGAAAACUGUUGAGAUGCUGAAGUCCGUUGAGAAGCAAAGAAAGUCAAUUCUUGUAAGGCAUCGGGAAGAGAAGUUGGCCAACUUUCUCAACUUCCACUGCAAGCCAGUUAAAUGGACUGGAUACAAAGGGAAGCCGAUAGAGAUGAUUACACUGAGGACGCAAAAGGCACGGGAAUAUAAAAUUAUUCAUGAUAAUUUAUGCAGCAGUGAUAUUACGUUGGAAGAAAGAAUUGAAGUUUUGAUUUUGUUGAGACGCGGACUGGAGUCGCAUAAGUGCGCAGCCUCUCGGGGUCUUACGGAUCUCAUUGAGCAGGAGAUUUCAUUGUCAUCGAGGGGUAUCAAGGAACUUACUCUUGAGAAUUUGAAGAAACGAAUUUCCCGUUGCCACUGGCUACGACAGCACAGUGUGGAAAAAGUCGACUAUGAUCCAUACACAUAUCUUUUGAAUGGCAUUCGUGCGGAUGAGCAUCGUAGAAAUUGCUUCUCAAUGCUCCUUUACGUUAUUCAAGAGCCAGGAAUUUAUCACCUCGUGUGCAACAUCUGGCAUGGUCGAUCGAUAGUGAGUGAGGUUGACGACAUAUUUCGGUUGCGACUCGUACGAUUUAAUGUCCACAAAGAGUGGGCACCCUGGAACUGCAUUCUUCUGACCGACGAGGAGAGUGAAGCGCAUUAUUUCAUCGAGGAUCUGUCAACUGUUUACUCGAAAAUUCUUCUCGAUCGAGUUUAUCUAGCUCAUGAAAUAGCGAAAACACAUUUUGAGGAGCUGUCAAAAUUCGAGGAAACAUUACGGACGUCUGAGCGCUAUCGAAUGAUCCACGAUUCGAUCGAUUUCUGA
Molecule: messenger RNA, 1416 nt
Organism: Diachasma alloeum
Lineage: Eukaryota; Metazoa; Arthropoda; Insecta; Hymenoptera; Braconidae
Product: IQ and ubiquitin-like domain-containing protein
Exons: 4
Coding region: 1-1416 (471 amino acids)
Biological process (GO): cilium assembly
Cellular component (GO): motile cilium; acrosomal vesicle
Source: RefSeq, a predicted model, not a curated record